Drosophila willistoni is the source of this 2665-nucleotide messenger RNA. RefSeq lists its product as uncharacterized. The record is from RefSeq and is a predicted model, not a curated record. Gene Ontology annotation, biological process: monocarboxylic acid transport; transmembrane transport. The transcript has 5 exons. Gene Ontology annotation, molecular function: monocarboxylic acid transmembrane transporter activity. Lineage: Eukaryota; Metazoa; Arthropoda; Insecta; Diptera; Drosophilidae. The coding region runs from base 356 to 2326 and encodes 656 amino acids.
CCAAUUGCAUUAGAAAAUACAAUAUUUUUGUGUGUGAAAACAAAAAAAAAGCGGCGAAAAUAGCCAACAGCUGAGUGUCAACGUCAUUUCACUUCAUUCCGGCCGGGCCUUGGCAUUGACAUUGACAUUGACAGUGUGUAGGAGGUGUCUGUCUGUCUCUGUGUGUGUGUAAUAAUUAAUGUUAAUAUUAGUGUUUGAUUUAGUGCAUUUAAUUGCCCCGUUUAUUUAUGAAAUUCAAUUCUGUGAUUAAGUAAAAACUAUUCUUUUACAAAACUCAAGUACUUACCCUGUGAUACAAAAAAAGGAGCAAAAAGGCCAAAAGGACAGCAACAGUUAGCAGCACACACAACACACAAUGGAAAAGUCAAAUUUAACAGAAAAAAAUCAAGCCAGUGUCUAUAAAGACACCACCAAACCAAAGAAGCCAAAACGUCGGGACAAAAGCGAUUUGGGACCCGAUUUUGUGGCUCCAGAUGGCGGUUGGGGCUGGGUUGUUUGUGUGGCAGCAGGAAUGAGUAAUUUCUGCCUGUUCCCGGCACUACAGCAAUAUGGUUUGAUAUACAGAGAUCGGAUGCAAGGACUUGGAUUCAGUCCCAAAGAGACCACAUCCAUUGUCAAUGUGGUGAUGGCCGUAUCCUCGCUAGUGGGCAUUGUAAAUGGGGCAAUGUUCCGGAGGUUCACCUUUCGUCAGGUGGCUCUGACUGGCACCUCUUUGGCUUGUGUCGGCAUCUUUGCCUCGGCCUUUUGCACAACCUUUGUCCAGUAUUGUAUCUUUCUGUCAUGCAUCUAUGGCAUUGGCCUGGGUCUGUCCAUGGCGGCCACAUCUCUGGCCGUGAACACAUACUUCAAGCAGAAACGUCGUCGUGCCACUGGCUUUACGUGGACAAUAACCGGCCUGGGACCGAUCAUCUUCCCCCAUGUGUCGACCCUGUUGAUGAGCUACUAUGGCUCAUUCGUCAGCAUUCUGGUGUAUUCGGGCAUUUGCAUGAAUGCAAUACUCUGCGCCAUGAUGUUGCAGCCGGUGCUGUGGCAUGUGGCCAAGAAGCCCAAGACUGCGAUCCCGGCCACGAAUGAGGAGAAGGAGCCUCAGUCAGAGCUUUUGGAGGCAAACGGCAAUCUGCUGGCCCCAAACACCGAUCCUCUGGCUGACUAUGAGUGCAAAUAUUGUCAGUAUCAGAAGCGAGGCAAACGCGGCAUCUUCUCGUCCCAGUAUCUGUUCAAUGUCGACGAUCCCGAGAGGCCGGGCUAUGAGAUCACAGAGCCGGGAACACCCAUGCUGGCCCGGGCCAACGAUGGUUGGUUUGGCUCCAAAAUGUCCCUGACCUCAGAACAUGCCAAUGGAGCUCGCUAUCGCAGUAGGCAGGCCUUGAUGCGUCAACUCUCGACCACGGGGCGGAGUCGUGAGAAUCUGGAUAGAUUGGAGGCCAACGGUCAUCGCGGUGGCGAUGAUGUGGAAACGCCAGGCCAGACAUCGUUGUAUAAGCCAAAUUACUUUAAUCGCGAACGCGAAGACAUGGAGCGUUAUGCCAGCAAGAUGAGUGUCUAUUCGAAAUCUGGACACGAUCAGGAGCUGCUGCGUUGCACCUGCGCCGAGGAUAAGGUCUUGCUGCAAAAAUCCGCCGAAGCCCUGAAACAGGAGCGUCUCGAAUUGGAGGCUGCCGAGCAGGCCGAAGAGGAGGCCAAGAGCCGCAUGACCUUCUGCCAGAAGGUCAACAAAUUCUUCGAUCUCGAUUUGGUGCAGGAUCUAACAUUUGUCAAUCUCGCCGUUGGCAUGAGUGUGAUGAUGUUUGGCGAAAUGAACUUCUCGGUGCUAACGCCUUUCAUUUUGAAUAGCUUUGGCUAUACCGAUCCACAAAUUUCGCUGGCCAUGUCACUGCUAGCUGCUAUGGACAUCUCUGUGCGUUUCCUGGCCCCGCUGGCCCUCGAGAAGGUGAAACUGGACAAUCGAGUGCUCUUCGCCUUUGGCAUUAUGUGCAUUGCUGUGGGUCGUGUCAUUGUCACCCUCACCAGUUCCUACAAUGUCAUUUUGGCUGUUUUUAUCAUGAUUGGUUUUGGCAAAGGAUUCCGCACCAUAUUCUCGCCCCUGAUUAUACCCAGCUAUGUGCCAUUGAAACGUUUGCCAGCCGCCUCGGGUCUCCAGUUGAUCUUUAACACCAUGUUUUCGCUAGUUAUGGGUCCCGUCUUGGGUAUUCUCACUAAUGCCUACGGCUAUACGGCAACCAUCCAUGCCAUUAAUACUUUGACUGCAGUGGCCCUGCUACUUUGGCUCCUCGAAUCGGUUGUUCGCCGCAUGCUGGGCAAACCCUCUACAGGAUUGGGCGCGUAAUCCCCUGUCAGGACUAACUGGUCCACCAUGAAUAAUUGAGCUUCUUAAACAUACUUAUUUAGACAGUCUGAGAUGAAACAGCAGGCUUUGCGAGAUUAAAAUCAGGCCAUAUCUGAGAAAGAAAGAAAGAAAGAGAGAGAGAGAGAGUUAAAUAUUCCUUGAGCAUCAGCAACUUGGCUAAGCUCGUACUUAAAGGUACUCUGGAUGUGUAAUCUUAAAUAAAUUUCUAUGUAUAUUAAAUUAAGUUUUUUUUUUUGGUGAAAUUUCAUUUUACACCUUGUAUGAUAAAUUAGUAUUGUAAUUAAAUGUAUUUAGGUAUUAAACACAACUUAAUAAUGA